UGCCGACUGGCUGAGUGGACAACCAGGGGAAGCAAAAUAGAAGAAGCUGGGAUCAUAUAAACACAACAAGGCACGCUUACCACCAUCGCCAACAGCUAUCUAGUACCCCCUGGCAUUGCUGUGCAGGAAGACAUGGAGAUGCUGAAGGGAGAUGUGCAUCUGCUGGUCUGGGUCACUGCAGCUGUUGUGCUGCUCACCUUCCUUCUCUUCUCUACUGGCCCUUUCUUUGUUGACUAUAUUCGGAAAUGGAAAAUUAUGAGGCCAAUUCCUGGAAUAGGCCCCAACUAUCCACUGGUGGGGGACGCACUUUUUUUGAAGUCAAGUGGUGAAGAUUUCUUUCUGCAAAUAAUUGAAUUCACCGAGAUACUGAGACACCUUCCACUGAUAAAACUUUGGAUUGGUCCCAUGCCUUUCUUGAUAGCAUAUCAUGCAGAAACCGUAGAGCCUAUACUGAGCACUUCAAAACACAUGGACAAAUCAUUUGCUUAUCAGUUCCUUCAUCCUUGGCUUGGUUUAGGUCUUCUAACAAGUACUGGAGAGAAGUGGCGAUCCAGAAGAAAGAUGAUAACACCUUCAUUCCACUUUGCUAUUCUCUCGGAAUUCCUAGAAGUUAUGAAUGAGCAGUCAAAAAUACUGGUGGAGAAGCUCCACAGCCGUGUAGGAAAAGGAUCUUUUAACUGCUUCAUGGACGUAACUCUUUGCGCUUUGGAUAUAAUAUGUGAGACAGCUAUGGGAAGAAAAAUUCAAGCACAGAGCAACAGUGAUUCAGAAUAUAUAAAAGCUAUUUAUGAAAUGAGUGAUUUAAUACAUCGCCGUCAAAAGAAGCCCUGGCUGUGGCCAGAUUUUAUUUACUCUCAUUUAAGAUCUGGAAAGAGACAUGCCAAGAACCUGAAAAUUCUCCAUACAUUUACUGAUCAGACCAUUUUAGAAAGAGCACAAGAACUAAAGAAUGCUAAUUCCAGUGUUGAACAAGUUGACAAGGACGGUGAAGAAACUAUGAAAACCAAGAAAAGAAGCGCUUUCUUAGAUUUGCUUUUGAAAGCAACUGAUGAGGCGGGCAACACAUUAAGCCAUAAGGACAUCCGUGAAGAAGUAGAUACAUUCAUGUUUGAGGGUCAUGACACCACAGCUGCUGCCCUUAACUGGUCUUUGUUUUUAAUGGGAUCUCAUCCUGAGGUUCAGGAAAAGGUACACAAAGAGCUCGAUGACACAUUUGGUCAGUCUGACCGUCCAGUAACAAUGGAUGAUAUGAAGAAGUUACGAUAUCUUGAAGCAGUUGUUAAAGAAGCUCUUCGACUUUACCCUUCAGUGCCAUUCUUUGCACGGACCACUACUGAAGAUUGCUUCAUUAGAGGUUUGACUGUACCAAAAGGGGUGAGUAUAGUUAUAGUGCCUUAUGCUCUGCAUCGGGAUCCAGAAUAUUUUCCUGAACCUGAAGAAUUUAAGCCAGAAAGAUUUCUCCCUGAAAAUGCAAGUGGACGUAAUCCGUAUGCCUACAUACCUUUCUCUGCUGGACUCAGGAAUUGCAUUGGCCAGCGAUUCGCUUUAAUGGAGGAAAAAGUGGUGCUAUCGGCUAUUUUGAGAAACUUUACUGUAAAAGCAAGCCGGAAACGUGAAGAUCUUUGUUUGGUGGGAGAACUCAUUCUUCGUCCACAAGAUGGCAUGUGGAUUGAGCUGGAGAAAAGAAUACCCAGCUCUGCUCAAUAAUCUUUAUGGGACAACUCCCAUUUGUGAACGAGGCACAUUUUUACCUUAAAUCUACAAGGGGGGCAUCACACACAGUUUUUGUGGCAGCUUUUCCUUCAGUCUUUUGAGCUAAAGGCACAAGUGGAUUCAAAAUAAAGCAGACAUAAAAAGGAAAUACUUGGACUAUGUAAUCAGAGGCUCCAUUCUGGACCUCCAUUGUAGAUUUUGUUCAAAUAACCUGACAAAUAACAUAGCAAGCAAUGUUCUUUUUGUCCAAUUAAAUUCUGUUAAAUGACGGACACCUUUUUGGAAUCCCAACGAACCCCGUUAAAGUCAGGGAGGUUUGUUGGGCUCCAUUGGUGUACAGUGUACAGUGAACCUGCCAGCUCCAUUUACUGCUAUGAACUGAGCCUUUGAUUAAGAUGUGAACCUAGCUCAAGGCUGGUGUCACACACUGACUGAAUUUUGUGGCAGUUUUUUAUUCAGUCUUUUGAGCCAAAGCUAGAAGUGGAUUCAGAGGGAAUUGUGAAAAAUAAUGGAAGGAUUUAAAGGAAAACGGUCACCCGCACUAUAGCUCGAUACACUGGGUUAUAGUGUACAUAUAGUGUCCUGUAGUGAACAGGAGACCGAUGCAGGGUCUCUGACUGCUGUACCUACCUGCAGUCUGGAGCCCCG
This is a messenger RNA of Hyla sarda, 2361 nucleotides long. RefSeq names its product cytochrome P450 4V2-like. Lineage: Eukaryota; Metazoa; Chordata; Amphibia; Anura; Hylidae. The record is from RefSeq and is a predicted model, not a curated record. Bases 133 to 1707 code for a protein of 524 amino acids. The transcript has 11 exons. Gene Ontology annotation, molecular function: heme binding; iron ion binding; monooxygenase activity.